This is a messenger RNA of Hevea brasiliensis (rubber tree), 1023 nucleotides long. RefSeq names its product photosynthetic NDH subunit of lumenal location 5, chloroplastic. The transcript has 7 exons. The record is from RefSeq and is a predicted model, not a curated record. Gene Ontology annotation, molecular function: peptidyl-prolyl cis-trans isomerase activity. Lineage: Eukaryota; Viridiplantae; Streptophyta; Magnoliopsida; Malpighiales; Euphorbiaceae. Bases 118 to 897 code for a protein of 259 amino acids. Gene Ontology annotation, biological process: protein folding; protein peptidyl-prolyl isomerization.
GUUCCAUAAGGAUAAAUUUGUCAUUUUGUCUCGAGUCUCGAAUUUCCCGUUUCUCUCUAAUCUCAAAUCAUCACACCAUUAGCCCAAAGCUACGCAUUCAAACACACUGUUUCAUCAAUGGCGGCUCCAUUUACAACUCUGCCCAAUGUCGGUUCCCUGCCAGGUCCGCGGAACGCAUUGCAGGUAAAAGCACUAAGCCCCGCUUGCAAUUCACUGAAGCUUCCUGGGGGCGUUAAUGUUUCGCCGUCUUCAUCGAGCUUGUUUUUCUCUGGCUCGCUGCGUCUCUCCCCUCUUACUUUAUCUUCUUCUUCUCAGAGAAAAACCCAAACUCUUACCUCAAUUCGAGCUAGUGCUGAGGUAGCAGAUUUGCAAUCGAAGGUGACCAACAAGGUUUAUUUUGAUAUAAGCAUUGGGAAUCCUGUUGGGAAGCUUGUUGGGAGGAUUGUUGUUGGAUUAUAUGGUGAUGAUGUGCCCCAAACAGCAGAGAAUUUCCGUGCUUUAUGCACAGGGGAUAAGGGCUUUGGCUACAAAGGUUCUACAUUUCAUCGUGUCAUCAAAGAUUUCAUGAUUCAAGGAGGGGACUUUGAUAAAGGAAAUGGAACUGGAGGUAAAAGCAUAUAUGGCCGUACAUUUAAAGAUGAAAACUUCAAAUUGGCCCAUAUUGGACCAGGAGUAGUUAGUAUGGCAAAUGCAGGCCCCAACACCAAUGGAAGUCAGUUCUUUAUUUGCACUGUCAAGACCCCAUGGCUGGAUCAGAGGCAUGUAGUUUUCGGACAAGUUCUAGAAGGCAUGGACAUUGUGAAGUUGAUUGAGUCACAAGAGACGGACAGAGGAGACCGUCCCAGAAAGAGGGUGGUGAUCAGUGACUGUGGUGAGCUUCCAAUGUCUCAGGCGUGAUCUUAUGAAAUUCUAGCUAUCUAUUUUCUUCGUUGUUGAACUUUUGAUGUAAUAGUUUGAUUUUGAACCAGUUAAAGGUUUCAGUGGAAAAUAAUGAGCAAGUAAAAUUAGUUGGGAUUUUUUUUA